AACAAGUAGAGACUUGAAAGCUCCAGCAGAGGAGGUGCUUUGCCUUUAAGUCCAAGCAGCGUUUAAAUGCUCUGCUUUGGUAGAACAGACGUUCACAGUUGUGUUCGCUACUUACAUUAGCAAUCAUUUUGGAUCAAAAUUUGGGAAUAUGGACAACUCAAGCUUGGACAACACAGACAAAAAUUGUCAGGAAAACAUCGACCAUAACCGAGCGCUGUAUAUUUUCUACUCUUCUGUGAUAGUGCUGGAGUUGAUCUUGGGUCUUCUGCUGAAUGUUACAGUUAUCCAUCUCUUCGUCUUUAAGCUCAAGUUCUGGAAAUCUAAGACCAUUGACAUUUUCUUGUUCAAUCUGGUCCUGGCUGAUAUUUUGUUGCUGAUUGGAUUGCCCGUAAAGGCUUAUAACUUUCAACAAUGCAGUGAACACAAGGUAGUGUGCAAGGUACAGCUCUUUCUGCAGUUUCUCAACCGAGGAGCCAGCAUCGCCUUCCUGACAGUCAUCUCCAUUUAUCGAUAUUACAGCGUGGUCCAUCCUGGGAAGAGGAGAGUCCUGAGGAUUUUGAGAAUGUCGCCUCAGAUUUCUGUUUUCAUCUGGGUGUUGCUUGCAAUCUUGACCAUUCCAGCCAUGUUGCAAAGUUUUAUCAGAUGCAACAUCAGUGAAAAAGAUGAGGAACUCACCACCAUUGUUCUACUGAGAGAAAUUGUGUUUUUUACUCAGAUUUUCAUACCCUUUUUUGUUCUUGUGUAUUGCUCAAUACGGAUUAUCAGAAGACUCAAACAGAAGUCAGUGGGUGACAAUACUAAGCUCCGGAGAGCGAUGUUCCUCGUCACUUCGGUGGUUUUCGUCUUUGCUGUCUGCUUCUUGCCUUAUGCCAUAACAAGAGCAGUGCAGCUAUAUAAAACUGGGCAUGUGUUGCCAGAAGAGAAAGUUACUGUCGUAAAACUGUACGAUGGGCUUAUUUGUCUGUCUUAUCUGAACUGUCUGCUGGAUCCAAUCCUGUACUGCCUGAGCAGCAGUAAAUUUAAGAAGUUAUACAUAUCAAUGUAUCUCCCCUUUCUACUGGAGAAGGUACAACCUGAAAGUGCAGAAGAUACUGGAGAUGACUAAACUCUGUAAAAAAAAAAUCCUUUGAAAAGGAUGUUGGGAGAAUUUCAGUCAGUUGCUUAAAAUUGCAUUUUAAUACAUUUUUAAUAGUAUAUGGGUAGUUGACAUGUACAGUAUCAUGUACCAGAUUUAUUUAUUUAAAAAAAAAAUGUUUUUAAACCAAAGUCUAGAUUUUAGCUUAAAAUUGAUAGGAAUGGAUAAAUUACAGAAAUGUAUAUUUUAGACCAUUUUAAAUCACAUUUGUUUUCUGCCUUCCCUAGUUAAUUUUAAAUAGCCCUGUGGUGUGACAGACAGUCAACAGUCCAUGCAGUCAUUAUGAAUUCAGCGCAUGACCCCUUUAACAAUAAAUAAAAUGAUAUAAGGUCAUGAGAGCUAAUGACAUAAGAAUUAGCCAUAUGCUUUUAAAAAAUAGUUUUAGAUGAAGUAGCAAUGUCACACUGAAGCAUGUAAAUUAAGUUUUGAAUUCACCUCCUGUUUACGCAUCUUGCCUAUAUUGGACUUUCUGAUGGAAGUGAUUUACAUUUGUAAAUGUGAUUAACGAUUUUUAUACUGGAAACUAGAAACGCAUGAAUUAAGAAAUUUCUCUGUCAGGCACAGAGGAUGAAAUGUGCAAGAUUUCAUGUUUUAAUUGCAUCUUAUAAUUUUUACAUGUAUGAUUUGUCUACUGAUAUGUGAUAUAUGUGAAAUUUUAUUUUAUUUUCU
Messenger RNA from Carassius carassius (crucian carp), 1804 nucleotides. RefSeq names its product G protein-coupled receptor 31 (gene gpr31). The coding region runs from base 149 to 1105 and encodes 318 amino acids. The record is from RefSeq and is a predicted model, not a curated record. Gene Ontology annotation, molecular function: G protein-coupled receptor activity. Gene Ontology annotation, cellular component: membrane. Lineage: Eukaryota; Metazoa; Chordata; Actinopteri; Cypriniformes; Cyprinidae. Gene Ontology annotation, biological process: G protein-coupled receptor signaling pathway. The transcript has a single exon.